CUGGUCACCUGCUCCACCAGCUCCUCCCUGGUCACCUGCUCUGCUGGCUCCACCCUGGUCACCUGCUUUGCCUUGGUAACCUGCUCUGCUGGCUCCACCCUGGUCACCUGCUCCUCCCUGGUUACCUGAUCAGCCCUGGUCACAUGCUCUGCCUUGGUUACCUGCUCUGCCGGCUUUGUCCUGGUCACCUGCUCCACCAGCUCCUCCCUGGUCAACUGCUCCGCCCUGGUCACCUGCUUUGCCUUGGUCACCUGCUCUGCCGGCUCCACCCUGGCCACCUGCUUUGCCUUGGUCACCUGCUCUGCUGGCUUUGUCCUGGUCACCUGCUCUGCCGACUACACCUUGGCCACCUGCUUUGCCUUGGUCACCUGCUCUGCUGGCUCCACCCUGGUCACCUGCUCCGCCCUGGUCACCUGCUCUGCUGGCUUUGUCCUGGUCACCUGCUCUGCCGACUACACCCUGGCCACCUGCUUUGCCUUGGUCACCUGCUAUGCCGGCUCCACCCUGGUCACCUGCUCUGCCUUGGUUACCUGCUCUGCUGGCUUUGUCCUGGUCACCUGCUUUGCCUUGGUUUGCCUUGGUGACUUGCUCUGCUGGCUUUGUCCUGGUCACCUGCUCUGCUCUGGAUGUCCCGUGUGCUUUUUCCACCCUGGCUUCCUGCUCUGUCUCAAUCUCCAAGCCCUCAUCCAUUCCAUUGGCUUUGCCCUUCAACACUUUUUUUUUUACAGCAUCUGAAAUCCACUCUUUAAGGGGGAACACGUUCUCCAUGUUUGUCCUUGGACUUUUGUUAAACCUCCUGUUUUCUGUCCAAUGUGCCAUUAUUUUGUUUCCAGUUUGUAGUUUUUUCACCUUGAUUGUCUUCCCCAGGUGUGACUUGUUAACUCAUUAUCUUGUUUAUGUUUGUUUGUUUGCUUAUUUCAAUAUAACCCCCUGCACUUAGAUCUGCAUUUUUACCUGCCAUCUCGUCUGUUUCUGCCAAACAUUACAGUUUGCUUUGUCUGCACCCAUAAAGAUGGCCUCCUAAAAUUUGAAUAAAACUAGUGUAUUACUGCUUUAGUCAGACUUCAUGACUGCUGCACGACUGAAUACUUUAUUUACAUCAAACUUGAUAAAAGUCAUAUCAAAAGUCAUAGUUUAUAUCUUCACAGAAUUGUGAGAUAUAAACUCUAAAAUGACCUUUUUUACUUUUUUAUUCCAUGGCUUCCAUAGACUUCUUCUGCAGAACUGUCACUUCCUGUCACCAGGUAGACUCCGCCCAAAUCAUCUCUGUUUACAAACAGUUGGUCUAUAAAAUAGAAGACUGACUAAAUUGCAUCAAUAAGUUCGUUUUACCUGAGAGACUUCAAUUUCCUUGCCUAGCCAUAUAUGAAAAUGCUGACAUUUACAUUUGCCUACAUUUUAAGAGAGAAAAAAUUGUCAAUAAAUUACUCUUCAACUCAAACCCAUCCUAAACAAGCACACCUGUGUGCAUGUCAAAUAAAAUGUGAAAUGUGAAACGUGAAAUGCCAUUUCUUAUAUUUGAUCCUUAAUAAUUUCAAAUAAAACUUCUGAAUGUUAUUUAUGUAUAUAAAAUAUUAUGUUAUUCACGAUAAAUAUUAUCAAAUAAAGUUUCACUAUGCAGCUGUUAUUCCAUACAGGGCUAUUAUGGGAAGUAAAAUUAUGUUUGAAUAUCACUUUCUGUAAAUGUUUGUCUUUAUACUGUAGACACAUUUCAGCACAUAAUCCAUACUGUAAAUCAUAUAUUAUUACAAUUUAGAUUAAAUUAAGUGUUUUUAACCCUUUUUUAAAUUCAGAAUGUCAAAAUCAAGAUCAUAGAUGAAAUUUUGAUUUUCUCUUAUAUUCUUUGUUGAAACUGAGAUGGAAUAAGUUGGAUAUAUGCCUCAAUAUAAGGAUUCAGUUUUAGUUAAUAAAAUACAGCCAAAAUAGUUAAUCUUGAUAAACAAAUUCUUUAUUAAUUUAAAAUAUUUGUUUAUAUUUAUAUAUUUAAAUAUUACAUUCAAAUAUUUAAGUGUUGUUUUUUCCAAUCUUUUAUAAUAUGAAUUAUAAUAUGAUUAAGAAUAUCACAAAUGCUCUGUAGCUGGUUUUGCAAUUACUUAACACUUGCUUACAUUUAUAUAUAAGCCAGAAGCUUUUGGAAAAAUAUGUGGUAUUGAAAGCUUUGGAAAUCUUUGAUUUAAUCUUUGAAUCAAUCCUUACUCUUAGCAUUUUAAUGAGUUUUCUGUAUGUGAAUUUCUAUUAUUUUUAUUUAACGUGUGAAGAGGACUUUUAUUUUGGUGUUGUGACAUGAUGCCAUAAGGCUGCGCCGUGCUCCUGCAUCUGUGAUUCUGCUGAAGAAAGAGUGUCCAAACACACAGAUAAACUCCUGGUGAAGCAACUGAGAUCCACGUGACACACUAUUAUAAAGAUGGAGUUUAUUAAAGAGGAGAGUGAAGACGUGAAGAUUGAAGAAACAUUCAGAGUCAAACAUGAAAAAACUGAGGAACAAACAGACCUGAUGGAGCUGAAAGAGGAGAAUCAACAACUGAAUGAAAUUGAAGAGGAAAAUCAAUAUGAGAAACAGCAUGAUUUCAUGACUGGAGAUCAAACCGGAGAGAAGCUUUUCACAUGCCAUCAGUGCGGAAAGUGUUUCCGUCAAAAGCAUAACCUUGCAGUCCACAUGAGAGUUCACACUGGAGAGAAACCUCAUACCUGCCAUCAGUGUGGAAAGAGUUUCACUCAAAAAGGAAACCUCAAAAUACACAUGAGAAUUCACACCGGAGAGAAGCCGUUCAUCUGCCAACAGUGUGGAAAGAGCUUCACAGCAGAACCAAACCUUAGGUGCCACAUGAACAGUCACACUGGAGAGAAGCCAUUCACAUGCAGUCAGUGUGGAAAGAGCUUCAGUCAUAACAGUAGCCUCAUCGUCCACAUGAGACUUCACACUGGAGAGAAGCCUUACACCUGCACUCAGUGUGGAAAGAAUUUCACACAGAAAAUCAUCCUUGAUUACCACAUGAACAGUCACACUGGAGAGAGAUCUUUCACCUGCCAGCAGUGUGGGAAAAGUUUUGGUCGAAAACAAAGCCUUGAAGUCCACAUGAGGAUUCACACUGGAGAGAAGCGUUUCAUCUGCACUCAAUGUGGAAAGAGUUUUACACAUAAAAACACUCUUGAUUACCACAUGAGGAUACACACCGGAGAGAAGCUGUUCAUAUGUGAUCAGUGUGGAAAGAGCUUCACGACAGAACUAAACCUUAGGUGUCACAUGAACAGUCACACUGGAGAAAAACCGUUUACAUGCACUCAGUGUGGAAAGAGCUUCAGUCAUAACAGUAGCCUCAUCGUCCACAUGAGACUUCACACUGGACAGAAGCCUUAUACCUGCAAACCGUGUGGGAAGAGCUUCACACAGAAAGGAAAUCUUAAAACUCACAUGAGAGUUCACACUGGAGAGAAGAGAUUCAUGUGUGGGAAAUGAGACUCACAUGAGGAUUCUCACAAGGGUUUUUUAUUGUCAUCAGUGUGGAAAGUGCUUCACAGUUAAAGUGUGAAAUUGAAGGAUUAGUUCACUUCAGAAUUCAAAUUUCCUGAUAAUUUACUCACCCCCAUGUCAUCCAAGAUGUUCAUGUCUUUCUUUUUUCAGUGGAAAAGAAAUGAAGGUUUUUGAGGAAAACAUUCCAGGAUUUUUCUCCAUAUAGUGGACUUCACUGGGGUUCAAAGGGUUGAAGGUCCAAAUUGCAGCUAUGAAAAUAACUGACAUUAGCCUGAGAUCUGACCGUAGAUACUGAAUCAAGACAAAAGGUUUAUCUCUGACAUGCUUUUUUUGAACUGCAUCUGACAGAAGAGUCAACAGCUGUCAUGAAUGUCUUUAAAAUAAAGUCUCAUAUCAGAUAAAUAGAA
Megalobrama amblycephala (Wuchang bream) is the source of this 3879-nucleotide messenger RNA. RefSeq names its product gastrula zinc finger protein XlCGF8.2DB-like. The record is from RefSeq and is a predicted model, not a curated record. Gene Ontology annotation, molecular function: DNA-binding transcription factor activity, RNA polymerase II-specific; RNA polymerase II cis-regulatory region sequence-specific DNA binding. The transcript has 3 exons. Gene Ontology annotation, biological process: regulation of transcription by RNA polymerase II. The coding region runs from base 2405 to 3457 and encodes 350 amino acids. Lineage: Eukaryota; Metazoa; Chordata; Actinopteri; Cypriniformes; Xenocyprididae.